Messenger RNA from Juglans microcarpa x Juglans regia, 2701 nucleotides. RefSeq names its product DNA (cytosine-5)-methyltransferase CMT3. NCBI's taxonomy places the organism in Eukaryota, Viridiplantae, Streptophyta, Magnoliopsida, Fagales, Juglandaceae. The record is from RefSeq and is a predicted model, not a curated record. The transcript is spliced from 21 exons. Gene Ontology annotation, molecular function: chromatin binding; methyltransferase activity. Bases 102 to 2612 code for a protein of 836 amino acids. Gene Ontology annotation, cellular component: nucleus.
UUCACACUUCCCUAUUAAACCCUAAUAUCUCCCUAGCUCUUCUCUGCUCUCUCUCUCUCUCUCUGGCUGGCUGGCUGUCUCUCUUCUUGAUAAAAUUGGCAAUGGCGAAGCGCAGGUCGAUGAGAUCCAAGGAAGACGAACAGGCAGCUUCGGUGGAAGCCGGGUCCACUUCUCCGAGGAAGCGUAGAGAGAUAGUGGCCAAUGUUGCCGGGAGCGAGAGUGAUAGCGAGGUAGAGGCCAGGUUAGUAGGAGACCCUGUCCCGGUGGAGGAGGCGAAGAGUCGGUGGCCUAAGCGGUACGGGGCGAAGAAGCGCGUAGUUGGGACAAAAGAUUCAAAUGAUAAGGAUGAUUCAGAGGAGAUUAUUCAAGCUUUACGCCAUUACACUCGGGCAGAGGUCGAUGGGCGGAUCCUUUAUGAUCUUUAUGAUGAUGCUCAUGUUAAAGCUGGUGAUGGGGAACUUAAUUUUAUCUGUAAGAUUGUGGAAUUAUUCGAGGCUGUUGAUCAUAGUCUUUAUUUUACAGCACAGUGGUACUAUAGAGCUCAAGAUACCGUCAUUAAAAACCUUAGUGAUUUGAUUGAUACCAAGCGCGUGUUCUUUUCAGAAAUCAGGGAUGAUAACCCAUUAGAUUGUUUAGUUGAGAAAUUACACAUCGCGAGACUUUCUUUGAAUAUUGAUUUGAAUACUAAGAGGAAGUCAAUUCCAGAUUGUGACUAUUACUGCGACAUGCUCUAUUUAUUGCCAUACUCUACAUUUGUUAACUUACCACCAGAUACUAAGCAUGCCAGCAGUGAGACAUCAUCAACGAUUUCUAGUGAGAUUGAUGUGAGUGGGGCUGAACUUGAAGAGGUUUCCCAAGUUAAUAAGCAUCAUAAACUGGAGGUGACAUUGUUGGAUCUUUAUUCUGGUUGUGGUGCUAUGUCCACUGGAUUGUGCCUUGGCGCAAGCUUGUCUAGUUUAAAUCUUGUCACAAAAUGGGCAGUUGACUUGAAUAAGUAUGCUUGUGAAAGUCUCAAACUAAACCAUCCAGAGACAGAGGUUAGAAAUGAAUCUGCCGAGGACUUUUUGUCAUUGCUGAAGGAGUGGGAGAAAUUAUGCCUUUAUUUUUCUCUGAUUAGUGGUGGUGAUUUUCCGCAAGAGUAUUCGGAUCUCUUUGGAACAGAAGAUGUAGAUGAUGGGGAUGGUAGCAGUGGUGAUACAGAUGGGGAAGAAGGUGGGGAAGUGUUUGAAGUUGCGAAGAUACUGAAAAUACGUUAUGGUGAUCCCAAUGAGACAAAAGAACGUGGAUUAUAUCUUAAGGUUCGCUGGAAAGGUUAUGGUGCUUCUGAAGACACUUGGGAACCAAUUCAAGGAUUGGGUAAUUGUAGGGACACUAUAAAAGAGUUCGUCACUCAUGGUUACAAUUCAAGUAUCUUACCUUUACCUGGUGAUGUUGAUGUGAUAUGCGGUGGACCUCCUUGUCAAGGUGUAAGUGGGUUUAAUCGGUUUAGGAAUAAAGAGAAUCCGUUGGAUGACGAGAAAAAUAAACAACUUGAAGUUUAUAUGAAUUUAGUACAACAUCUGAAGCCGAGAUUUGUUUUGAUGGAAAACGUGGUCGACAUUGUAAAGUUCGCGGAUGGUUUUCUUGGACGAUAUGCAUUAGGUCGUCUCAUAGGGAUGGACUAUCAAGUCCGGAUGGGAAUGAUGGCAGCAGGUGCAUUUGGGCUUCCACAAUUUCGCAUGCGUGUUUUCAUAUGGGGUGCCCGUCCUACUGAGAAGUUGCCUCAAUUCCCACUCCCCACCCAUGAUGUUGUUGUAAGGGGGGUUAUUCCUGUUGCUUUUGAGAUGAAUACGGUUGCCCAUGAUGAAGGACACAAUCUUAAGUUGGAAGAAAAACUUCUUCUUCAGGAUGCCAUUUCUGACCUUCCUACGGUUGAGAACGAUGAGGACAGAGAUGAAAUUCCCUAUCGUAAAGCUCCCACGACAGAAUUUCAAAGGAUUAUUAGAUUAGGCAGAGAGGAUCUGCCGGGUUCUUCUCCAAAGGCCAAACAAUCUAAAUUUGUCCUUUAUGAUCAUCGUCCACUAAAGUUGAACGAGGAUGAUUACGAACGUGUUUGUAGGAUCCCCAAGAAAAAGGGAGCAAAUUUUAGAGAUUUACCUGGUGUUAGAGUCCGUCCUGAUAACAAAGUCGAGUGGGAUCCUGAUAUAGAGAGAGUUUACUUGAAGUCUGGAAAGCCUUUGGUGCCUGAUUAUGCGAUGAGUUUUGUUAAUGGAAGCUCAACAAAACCCUUCGCCCGUUUAUGGUGGGAUCAGACUGUGCCAACAGUAGUUACACGGGCAGAACCUCACAACCAGGCAAUAUUACACCCUGAACAAGAUAGGGUGCUAACGAUACGUGAAAAUGCCAGACUUCAGGGUUUUCCAGACUAUUACAAGCUCUGUGGGCCUGUUAAAGAGAGAUAUAUUCAAGUUGGGAAUGCUGUCGCAGUACCUGUUGCUCGAGCAUUAGGCUAUGCAUUAGGUUUAGCAUGUCGAUCGUCCGGUACUGUCGAUGAACCCUUAUUCACACUGCCUCCUAAAUUCCCUAAUAUUUUGGAACGGUAUUCUUCUGCAGCAUCUGAAGAUGAUAAUUGAUUCUUACGUAGGAAAGGAUACAUUGUAUUUGAGCAUUACAUAUUAUUCUAUUCAGGGAAUUACAAAUGCAAUCAUAGCAUUUUUAUGUA